Molecule: messenger RNA, 441 nt
Organism: Phodopus roborovskii (desert hamster)
Lineage: Eukaryota; Metazoa; Chordata; Mammalia; Rodentia; Cricetidae
Product: DNA repair protein SWI5 homolog
Exons: 1
Biological process (GO): double-strand break repair via homologous recombination
Cellular component (GO): Swi5-Swi2 complex; Swi5-Sfr1 complex
Source: RefSeq, a predicted model, not a curated record
UGGACCCUUCUUCGCAAAAAGACGACCCCGCUCCGGGUACCUCGGACCUCAGGGUUCAGGAGGGCUGACUUAGGAUUCGGCCGAAGUUGCUAUGGAGCCUUCCGAUCACCGUGUUCAUCUCCCAGUUUGGAAGAGGAUGAUGAGAUUAGUGAGGAAACUUUGAACUCUGACAUUCAGAAACUGAAGGAGAAAAAGGAGAUGCUGGACAAGGAGAUUUCCCAGUUAGUAAAAGAAGGCUACCGUGUGGGUGAGCUAGAGGGCCACAUCUCUCUUCUCCAUGAGUACAAUGACAUCAAGGAUGUGGCACAGAUGCUGCUGGGAAAGCUGGCUCUGACCCGAGGUGUCACCAUCAAGGAGUUAUAUCCAGAUUUUGGUCUAGACCUGAGUGACUGAGCAGAGUCUUGGAGACAAUGGGACAAGUGGAUGGAGAACAUGAAAAGC